UAUGUUUCUGACAGGUGUGCAGUCAGCAAAAAAUUUCUUUAAAAAGGCAGUGUAUGUCCAGGAGUCUUCACAUCCCUUUGGCCAUGAGAGCAGUUGUUCUUGCCCUGACUCUAGCCCUUGUGGCGGGUCAACAGACUGCCCCAACACCAGACUUUGGCACCAGUAAGACCUAUGUGUAUAAGUAUGAAGCAGUGCUUCUGGGAGGUCUGCCUGAGGCAGGCCUGGCCAGAGCUGGAGUGAAAGUCAGCAGCAAGAUUCUCAUCAGUGGGGUCGCCCCGAAUACCUACUUGCUCAAGCUCAUGGACCCUCAGAUCUUUGAGUACAGUGGCAUCUGGCCCACAGACCCAUUUGUCCCAGCUGCAAAGCUCACCCAGGCCCUAGCUGCUCAGCUGCUUAUUCCCAUCAGGUUUGAGUACACUAACGGUGUCGUAGGGAGGGUGUUUGCCCCUGAAGGAGUCUCUGCAACAGUUCUAAAUGUCCACAGAGGUAUCCUGAACAUUCUUCAGCUCAACAUCAAAAAGACCCAAAAUGUGUAUGAGCUGCAAGAGGCUGGUGCUCAAGGAACUUGCAAGACUGACUACAUUAUCAGUGAAGACGCAAAGGCAGAGCGCAUUUACAUUACCAAGUCCAAAGAUCUGAACAACUGCCAGGAGAGAAUAAUGCAGGAUAUUGGCAUGGCAUACACAGAGACAUGUGCCCACUGUCAACAGAACGGAAAGAACCUGAGGGGAGCUGCGGCUUACAACUAUGUCAUGAAGCCAACUGCAGCUGGUGCUCUGAUUGCUGAAGCAACUGUUCAGGAGCUUCACCAGUUCACACCUUUCAAUGAGAUGACUGGAGCAGCCCAAAUGGAAGCCAGACAAGUCCUGACUUUCCUUGAGACCCAGAAUGCUGCAGUUCAGCCUAUCCAGGCAGAAUACAUAGCUCGUGGGUCCUUGGCAUAUGAAUUUGCAUCUGAGAUUCUCCAGACACCCAUUCAACUCAUAAGGAUCAGUAAUGCUCAGGCUCAGAUUGUGGAAAUCCUGAAUCACCUUGUGGCAAACAACAUGGCUGCUGUCCACGAAGAUGCUCCCCUGAAGUUUGUGCAGCUGGUUCAGCUCCUCCGUGUAGCCAGCUAUAAGAGUAUUGAUGCCAUAUGGGCUCAAUCCAAGGCUAACCCUGAUUUAAGACGUUGGAUCCUGGAUGCUGUCCCUGCCAUUGGAACACCAGUUGCGCUACAGUUCCUCGAGGAGAAGUUCCUGGCUGGUGACGUUACCACAGCUGAGGGGGCUCAGGCACUGUUGACUGCCGUGCAACUGGUCAAGGCUGACCAGUCCACCAUUGAACUUGCAGCCAGCCUGGUAUUCAACCCCAAGAUUCAGACAAACCCCAUUCUGCGUGAACUUGCAAUGCUUGGUUAUGGCUCCAUGGUCUAUAAGUUCUGUGCUGCACACCCCAGCUGCCCAGCUGAUGUCAUGAAGCCUGUCCAUGACAUUGCUGCAGAAGCUAUUGAUAAAGCCAAUGUGACUGAGAUCACCCUGGCACUGAAAGUUAUGGGAAAUGCUGGUCAUCCUGCCAGUCUCAAGACAAUCAUGAAGCUCCUGCCUGGAUUUGGCACUGCAGCUGCUGCACUCCCAACCAGUGUCCAUGCUGAUGCUGUGAUGGCCCUGAGGAAUGUUGCCAAAUUUGAGCGUAAACGGGUCCAGGGAGAGGCUUUGAAGCUGUUCAUGGACAGAGCCAAUCAUCCAGAGGUGCGCAUGGUGGCCAGUAUUGUGCUGUUUGAGACCAGGCCAACCAUGGGUCUGGUGACUUCUAUGGCUAACGCUCUGAAGAAAGAAGACAACCUACAAGUGGCCAGCUUCACCUAUUCACAUAUGAAGGCCCUGACCAGGAGCACUGCCCCUGAAUUUGCCCCAGUUGCUGCUGCUUGUAAUGUUGCUGUGAAGCUCCUGAGCCCCAAAUUAGACAGACUGAGCUACCGUUACAGCAAAGCAAUCCACCUUGAUGCGUACAGCACUAACCUAAUGGCUGGAGCUGCUGCCAGCGCAUUCCUUGUCAAUGAUGCUGCCACCAUUUUACCCAGGGCUGUUGUGGCCAAAUUGCGUGCCUACUUUGCAGGAGCAGCAGCUAAUGUUCUAGAGUUUGGAGCUAGAGCUGAAGGAAUUCAGGAGGCUCUAUUGAAAACACCUGGCGCUGCUGCUGGUACUGUUGGUGGUGCAAACAAGAUCAAUAGGAUGAGGCGUGUCUUGAAGGCUCUCGCAGACUGGAAAGCAGCACCAGGAAACGAACCACUGGCCUCCAUGUACUUCAAACUGUUUGGUCAAGAAAUUGCCUUCCUGAACAUGGACAAAGCCAUGAUUGAUCAGGCAAUGCAGUACACGGCUGACACUCCUGCAGCAGAUGCAGAUGCAAUGUUGAAGCGUGUGCUGAAUGCACUGCAGUCUGGAGCUGCAAUCCAGUGGGCCAAGCCCCUGCUGGCUGCUGAGGUGCGUCGCAUCUUCCCCACUGCCGCUGGAGUUCCCAUGGAAUUGAGUCUGUACACUGCAGCUGUAGCUGCUGCUGCUGCCAACAUCAAAGCUAUCCUCACACCUGCACCUGCUGAAGCAUUCCAUCUUUCUCAGCUGUUGAACACUGAUAUUCAUUUGGAAGCCGAGAUUACCCCAAGCUUUGCCAUGCACACAUUUGGUGUUAUGGGAGUGAAUACUGCCUUUAUUCAGGCUGCAGUUAUGGCCAGAGCUAAAGUGCACACCAUCCUCCCUCUGAAGUUUGCUGCAAGAAUCGACAUUGCUCAAGGCAACUACAAGUUUGAAGCUUUGCCUGUUCAGGCUCCGGAUCAUAUUGCAGCUGUGCGCUUUGAGACCUUUGCUGUGGCAAGAAAUGUGGAAGAUGCUGCUGCUGCUAGAAGCACUCCAAUGGUGCCUGCGGCUCUAGCAGCCCAGCUGUCCAAGGAGAAGUUCACAUCAAAGGCAGCAGAUUCUGCGGUUGGUGGUUUUUCAAGGUCAUCUGAAAUCAUUUAUAAUGAUGCCAAUGCUGGACCAAAAGUGAAGGCCAUAUCUGCAAGGGUUCAGCAGAUGUACUGUGGCUCUAGCUCAACCUUUGGGUUGACAGCAUGUGUUGAGGUUGCAUCCCAGAAUGCUGCGUUUAUGAGAAACAGCCCUCUUUACACACUGGUUGGAAAACAUGCAGUCAUCGCUGCCAUUAAACCAGCAGCAGCAGCUGAAGCAGCCAUCGAAAAAGUGCAGAUUGAAAUCCAGUAUGGACCCGAGGCAGCCUCAAAAAUAAUCAAACUGAUCACUCUGAAAGAUGGAGAGGAAACUCCGGAGGGAAAGGGUGUCCUGCUGAAACUGAAAAAGAUCCUGGCCACUGGAAAUCAGAACCGAAUGAGAAAUGUUACCAGCUCCUCCUCCAGCUCCUCCAGCCACCGUGCACUGAGCCUCAGCAAGAGCAGCCAUUCUUCUAGCUCUAGUUCCAGCUCUUCCUCUUCAGCUGCUUCUCAGCACAAGAAAAACAGCAAACACCAGGCCAGUGCUAGCAAGAUCAAGCAAACUCCCAGUAGUAGCAGUAGCAGUAGCAGCAGCAGCAGCAGCAGCAGCAGAAAGAGCAAGUCUCCCAAAGGCUCCAAGAAGGUCAGCGCCAGGUCCUGGAGUUCCAGUCGUUCUGUGAGUUCCUCCAGCUCCAGCAUGUCCCACGCGGAAAUCUACGACUACAAGUUCACCAAAAACCACAUCCACCAGCAUGCCGCCUCUAAAGGUGCAUCCAGGGGCAGGAUGUCCUCCAGUUCAAGAACCAGCAGCACUGGCAAUAGCAAAGCCAGUCGAAGCCUGAGCAGCAGCGCCAGUGGAAGUCGGAGCAGCAGCGCCAGCAGCAGGAGCAGUGCUAGCAGCUUUCAGGCCAUUUACAAUAAGAACAGAUACCUUGGAGAUUCUGUGCCCUCUGCCAUGGCCAUUACUGUUCGUGCAGUGAGGGCUGAUGGAAAGAAGCAAGGAUACCAGAUUGAAGCCUAUAAGGAUGCUGCUGCUGCUAGGGUGCAGAUCAUUAUGGCUGCUCUUGCUGAAAAUGAGAACUGGAAGCUGUGCGCUGAUGGCAUCAUGCUGAGCAAACACAAAGUCAUGGCUAAGUUUGGCUGGGGAGCAGAAUGCCAGGAAUAUGCAGCAGUUGUCAAGGCAGAGACUGGCAUGAUGGGUGCAAGCCCUGCAGCCCGCGUGAAGCUGGAAUGGACCAAGAUUCCCCGUGCUGCUAAGCACUAUGCUCACAAGAUCGCUGCUUACGUCCCUGGUGCUGCUCUCAUGGCUGGAAUAAAUCAGGGCAGACCCAGGAACAGAGCGGGACAAAUCAAAUUUACUGCAGCUGCCACUUCUGAGAGGACCUUCAAUUUCAUAAUGAAAACACCAAGGAUGACCCUGUAUAAAUUGGCUGUGGCCCUUCCCUUUGCCCUGCCUUUUGGAGCUGGAGCUGCUGCUCGCCCAGAUCAGAGCAUUCCCAGUAGAAUUGCUGAAGUCAAUGGAGUGCAGUGCAGCCUGGCCAAUGAUACCCUGACCACAUUCAACAACAGAAGGUACAGAAAUGAAAUGCCCAUCUCUUGCUACCAAGUGCUGGCCCAGGACUGCACCCCAGAGCUUAAGUUCAUGAUUCUGAUGAAGAAGGAUCCAGUUUCUGAACAGCAACAUUUCACUGUGAAGCUUGAUGACAUGGAUGUUGACCUGUACCCCAGUGACAGUGUAUUGCGGAUGAAGAUCAACGGCAAGGAAGUACCUACCACCAGCUUACCUUAUGAACAUCCCACAGGUUCAAUCGUCAUUGGACAGAACGGUGAUGGGCUGUCUCUCUAUGCUGCCAGCCAUGGCCUGCAUGAAGUCUACUUUGACAAAAAUACAUGGAAGGUCAGAGCUGCUGAUUGGAUGAAGGGUCAGACUUGUGGAAUGUGUGGAAAGGCUGAUGGUGAAGUUAGACAGGAAUUCCGCACUCCCAGCGGACGCUUGACCAAGAAUGCUGUCAGCUUUGCCCAUUCUUGGGUCCUUCCUGCAGAAAGCUGUCGUGAUGCCAGCCAGUGCUACAUAAAGCAGGAGUCAGUGAAGCUGGAGAAGCAGAUGAUUCUGGAUGGACAGGAGUCUAAAUGCUACUCUGUUGAGCCUGUGCUCCGCUGUCUGCCUGGCUGCAGCCCUCAGAGGACCACCCCUGUCACUGUUGGCUUCCACUGCAUCCCCACUGAUUCCAGAGUGAACAUGUCUGGGGGCCUGAACAGCAUUGGUGAGAAGAGUAUAGAUCUUAGGGAAACAGUUGAAGCCCACCUGGCUUGCCGCUGCACAGAUGAGUGUGCAUAAUCCAUACCUGCGUCAGGCAUUGCACCACUUUCUAAAGUUUAUCAAUUCAUUUUUCCAGUACUGAACACUUUUGUGUCCUGGGCUGUUUAAAUUGUAAAUAAAAUCUAAGCCGCAUAUUACAA
Molecule: messenger RNA, 5422 nt
Organism: Anguilla rostrata (American eel)
Lineage: Eukaryota; Metazoa; Chordata; Actinopteri; Anguilliformes; Anguillidae
Product: vitellogenin-like
Exons: 35
Coding region: 54-5300 (1748 amino acids)
Biological process (GO): response to estradiol; lipid transport; cellular response to estrogen stimulus
Molecular function (GO): lipid carrier activity
Source: RefSeq, a predicted model, not a curated record